UUUUGAUUUCAUAAGCGGAUUCAGAUAAACAAACGCUGCCAUUUACACACAUUUAAAAAUAGUGGAACUUUAUUUUACCAAUGGCAUCUGGUCUGUAAGGCUUUCCUCGAAAAAUAUGUAUCCAUAUAUAAAAUGUGAUAAUGCAGGGAAGCAAAGUUUGAUAAAUAUUGAAUAUUGACCCGUAAACACAUUGUUUAUAUUAAUAACUACUUCCCAAAAAGAAAUAAAUCAAACAGCAUUACUGCCAACAAUGUUGUGAAAUAUAAUUGAUGAUAGAUUGUUUUUUGUUCGUAUCCCACACCGUUCUUUGAAAAAUAAUUGGUAGUAAUGUAAAGUAAAUGUGAUUUUUAGUCGCUAAUUAGCGUUAGGUUAAACAUAUUAAUUAAAAAUAAUAUAAAAUUAUAAAUAGUGUACGUGUUAUACGUGGAAGUAGUUUAUAGGAGCGCUGUGAAAACAAAUAUUACACUUUCCGGUCAUUCAUGAGCAAAACACGACAACCGGACUGAUCGAUUUAUCGGAGCUCCGCUGCUCACGCCUGUCUUCAGACAGUCGCGGGAAAUUGGAACUAAAUCGAUAACCGGCCAGUCGAACUUCAAAAUACGAGUUUUCCAUGGAUACGCCUGAAGUGCCACUGUCGUGUGAGCAGAAUGUAGGACAAAGUGGAGACACAAUGCACUGUGAGGAGCAGCUUAGGACCACAUUGCACUGUGAUGACAAGGAAAAGCUUCGUAGCAAGUUGGCCCUGUUGCAGAGGGAGUACCUCAGGACAGCUGAGAGACUCCAGCGCGCCGAGCGGUUGGACGCAGUGAGGAGUCGGAUCAGUCGGCGGGACCGGAGAGACCCAGAGGUGACAUCCAACCCCUGUCUCGGGCCAUCGCCACGGAUACCGAACACCACCAGUGGGACCGCCCCGAGCGUCCCUCGGUGCCACGGACACAGCUCUCCAGUAGAUUCGGACGCCUCCAGGAGGAGCCCCUCUAAUGCUGCCGGCCCACACACCCCGGAUCCUCGCCAUGACCCGGCCGACGGUCACAGACCCAGUCCUGCCCUGCGCCUCAGGUCUCGACGCAGUCGCCUGCGCUGGGAAAGCAGGAGCGGCGAGGCCGGCAGGAGCGCGGACGACAACAGCGAGGAAAGACGGGAGGAGAGUGAAAGGAUGGAGACUGCAGUAGGAGGUGAAGACGGAGUCAAAACGGAGAGAUCGGAGGUUGCGAAUGAGAGCGAGGAGCUGUUUUCUUGUGACGACGCUGAGUCUCCGUCUCUGCUGCCCGCACACGGGAACACUUGUGGACAAACCGAAACGGGGGGACGAGGGAAACGAGAAGAGGGACGACGAGAACUCAGCGGAGAGAACGCUGCUACACACACUGAAGAAAGGGAAGAAGAUGGCGCCAAAAGAGGGACGGAGGGAGGAGAGGAAGGUGGGAAUAGCAGAGAGCAAAGGGAUGGACGGCCGUAUGAAGCUGGGAGUCACAUUGACACAGGGAAAAAUGCAGGAGAGCAAAUGGAAAGGGAAAAAAGUCCAGGUGAUAGAGCUGAAAUAAAAGAAGAGAACGUGGAGCCGGUGGGAGGAGGAGCGCGUGAUGUGAGGGCCGUCGGCCUCCUGGACUCCUGCAGCGCAGCAGAAGGACUCCUGUACCCACCGGAGUACUACGUCCGCACCACGAGGCGGAUGACGCUGUCGCAGAGCCGGCCUGAAGCGCAGGCGACGCUCUCCCAGCUGAGCGCGGGCCGUCGCCGCAGGACCCGGGGAGGAGGGUCCAACGGGCGCGCAGGAUCGUCCUCGCCGGCGUCGCGGUCCGGUGACGCGUCCGCCGAGACAAACAGCCGGAGCUCCGGCGAGCUCUCGGGUCAAAUCUCUGCUGGUCAAAUCGACACGGGAGGUCGUUUCCCGGCGAGAGGAAGGAGGAAGAGAAGAGGUCGGGGCCGAGGGAGACCUCAGACCCCACGGGGCCCUCGCAGCCUGGACACGCCUCGAGAAGUCGGCCUCGGGCAAACUUCAGGGGAUCCCACCGGCUCCCCGGUCUCCUCCUCCCCGUCUCCCCGCGGAGCCGAUGGACCGACGCCGGGGUCCACAGCCACGCGGCCGUCCUCCUCCUCCUCCGGUGAUGCCACGCAGCCGAGCUCGGCCUCCGGGCAGCUGAAGAAGACCUUCCCCAUCUUUCUGACGAGGACAGACGGAUGCCGACAGACGAGAAGCACGGCCAACUGGCUCUCUCUCCUCUUGCCCUCCUCGCCGCCCGCCCCGCCGCUCCCCGUCCCGUCGGUGUUCCCCGGCCCGCUGCUCGGCAACCUGGUGAACUUCGACAUUCUGCAAGACUUCCAUCUCCCCGACGACCAGUUCGCCUUCCUGAAGCUGCACAAGCUCCACCAAGUCGCCGUGGAUUCGGGAGUCGAACGUUUUACGCCGGCGCCCUACAACACGCGCGGCUGCGACCGGCGCUCCGACACCCGCCGCCGCCGCUCUGUGAUUCCGCUCGCGCUCACGCCCACGAUCUCAAAUUCGCCGCGGCCCGCUGAAGCGAAGCCGGCUGCGGACCUCACGGGGGAAUCGGCCGAGGAGACGCCUCGACGGGAUGUUGCGGAAAUCUCUGGAGAGCGGCCGAUUGAAAAGCGUCACCCGGCGCCUCGGACCCCCACCGCCUCGACAGAAUCGGUGACGGCGGUCCGAGAUUGUGCCGCUGAAUAUAGAGAAGGAGAUCCUGCGAGUGUGGACCACCCCGUCGAGCUUCAGAAAGAGAGCGACGAUGUCAUCACCGGGCCCUCGGAUGAACUUCAAAUAAAAGAGCCUGCUGUCAUUUCAUCAGAGGAACGGACAGAUUGCCCGGGUUCAGUCCACGCUGUGGAGUCUAGAAACUACAGAACAGACACGUCCGUCACCAGGACUCCCUCCUCUGAUCGCCUUGGACAGGAGCCUUCGAACGCCGCUGCUCAGUUAUGUAACGACAGCGGCGCUCCAGAGGCUAAAGCUUCAGAGGCCGCGAGCCCGCCCUCAGGCGGAUCGGUGGCGAAUCGAGUCCCGCCUCCGCUCCUGCCGCCGAGUCCUCCUCUGGCGUCGGCCCCCCGCCCCCCGAUGACCCCGCGCCCGCACUCCUCUGCUCCGCCGUCCGGCCCCGCGAUGCCGUCGCUGGGACUCAGCCCCCACCCCCUCCCUCCGCCCGCUCGCCGCCCGGCCCCCUGGGCCCUCUCCGCCUCCCCCACCGCUUCGUCCGAGUCGCCGUCUGCAGGCGAUCGGUCCCGCGGGGUCGGACCUCCGAACGUCCGGUCCGAGGGAUCGGGUGGGCGGGGCGAGACCGCGGAGGAACACAUGAGGAGAUGCACGCACACGCUGGAGGCCCCGGCAGGAGGCCGCCUGGUGGAUGCGUGCUGCCUGCGCGGGUCCUCGGGUGCUCUGUGUGUGGCGGCGGCCGGAGCGUGGGCCGUGUGUCUCUGGACUCAGACCUCAGCUGCCGAUUGGACACCAACACACACCUGGGCCUUCGAUAAGCCGGUGAUCAACGUGUUUCCUGUCCCGGAUGCUGCGGGGCUGCUGUGUGUGACUCUGGGUCAGUUGGAAAUCCGAGAAGUGAGGACGCUGUCGUGUUGCAGCCUCUCGCAGGCGCUGCUCUGUGAGGGCGUCGUUCAGGCCAUCGUGGGCGUGUCCCGGUCCAGAGUGGUCACGUCUUCCCACUCGGCCUCUGGGGCCGCCCUGCGGGUGUUUACGGCGUCAGACAGCGGCAGCACAUCGAGCUCUCAGCCUCUGGCGUCUCCCGGUGUUUGUGUCGGGGCUCUCGCUCCAGUGGACGCACUUUUAGAUGCUCUGAUCGGCUCGAAUGAGGGCGGACGCCUCUUCGUCUGGAAUCUAAAGACCGGACAGCUGCUGCGGAGCAUCCUCCUCGGGGACGGUCUGUCCCACACGGCCUGUCUCAGAGGAUUCUCCUCCCGGGGGGCGCUGUUCGUCCUGCUGCAGCACCAGUCGCUCAGCUCCCCGGAGGGCGGAGCGACGGAGACGGCCGAGGAGAAGGAGGAGGAGAAGGAGGAGGAGGAGGAGGAGGAGGAGAAGAAGGAGGAGGAGAAGGCCGCCCUGUUCUCGCUCGUCGCCGUCAACCCCGUGAGUGGGAAAUGCGCCCUGGCCUCUCGGCUGUUUCCGCCCAAAGCGUGGACUGGCAGGCUGUGCGAGGCCGACGCCAGCGGCUCCGGCGUGGUGGGCCUGAGUGCGAGCGGCAGCGUGUGCGUGUGGGAGCUCGGGCGCCGGGGGGCGUCGAGGACGGUGGCGCCCGACGGCGACGGCUGGCAGCUCGCUCGAUGGGGGGAAGGAGGCACGCUGGUGACUGGCCAUCACAACGGAGACGUUACUUUGCACUGUCCGGGUCAGACUUCGCUCUGCGGCCGCACUCGGUAAAGACUCCCUUUUAGAAAAUAACUUUAUUAGGAAUGUUUACAUGGAGAUUUUAAACUUUUAAAAUACUUCAGUCACACACACACGUUGUUCCGUGGCUUCCCUUCCCCCAACUUGUCGAACAGGAGUGUCUGUAACCUCAAGACAAGAGUACUACUAAAUUAAAUACAUGUAUUUACUGUAAACUGAGCAGAUUCAAAAAGCCACAUGUAACAUAACAUCAUCUCAACGGCCUGUAAAAAUGUCCACACUGUUUUUAGAGCACCACUAUUACUUGAAUACAUUGUUUUACGUCUUAUAUUUCAGGAAAAGGAAAGUUUGUUUUUAUAAUUUGCAUUAAACAUUUGUGUAUUCUG
This is a messenger RNA of Pseudoliparis swirei, 4734 nucleotides long. It is a transcript of the gene palb2, whose product is annotated as partner and localizer of BRCA2. Gene Ontology annotation, cellular component: nucleoplasm. NCBI's taxonomy places the organism in Eukaryota, Metazoa, Chordata, Actinopteri, Perciformes, Liparidae. Gene Ontology annotation, biological process: double-strand break repair via homologous recombination. Gene Ontology annotation, molecular function: DNA binding; protein binding. The record is from RefSeq and is a predicted model, not a curated record.